CUUCGCAGUUUUCUUGGCUCUUUACGCGGAAGUAAGCGUCAAGAAAACACUUAAGUGGAUAGUGUUGUGCUUUGGUCAUAAAGAUUAAACUGUUUUUAUGCUGCAAACAAAAUAUAAACGUAAUGGUUAAUAUUGGACUCACCAAGGUCGAUGAUGCACUCAUGGAGAAGCACCCGGGUUUGCAACAAUAUGCUGCUUGCCAGUCUCGUGCAUUUAUGAAAGGAACAGGCAGCUUCAUAAUUGGUACAGCUAGCCUUUUCUUUGCACAGCAGGUUCUUCAAAAAAGACUGCCAUACCCCCUGCAAUGGAACCUGCUAGUGUCUAUUGUGGCCUCAUCACUCUUCAGCUACUCAGUGACACGCUGGGAGAGUAUGAAGUGCAGAGACUUGUGGUUCUUCCUAGAGAAAGGAAACCUUCCUGAUUCAGACCCACUGAAGGGUGACCCACCUAGCCUUGCAAUCCCUACAGACCCCAAAGUCACAAAGUAUGGAGAUUCAAUGGAGUAAGUGACACCUAGCAAUAUGGCGCCCUGUGUCAUCAGCCAUCAGUGUUUAUAUUAGAUACCUGUUUUUAUUUCUUAAAAUUUUAUGUAAAUCUACACAUCUGGCUGAAAUUAGAUAGUUGUAGUUUUGCACUUCCUGUAAUACUGAUUUACUGAUCUAAUUUUGCACUCAGUGUUGGUCAUUAGCAAUCAAUAAUUGUUUCUGAUCUGUAACGGAUUAGGACGUACUCAAUUUUUUUAAACCUGUGUUUUAGGGUUCUUUUAAACAACUGUUAAUAGAUUAAAUAAUGUAGUUGCAUAUGCACAGAUGCCAGCCUUUCAGGUUUAUUUUGUCAUUAGUAUAGGCUGGGAAAUCAGUUUUUACAGUUGCCUUUAGAAUUAUGCCUCCAGCCCCGAACACUUAAUGACAGGCUUUGACCGUGUAGGCUAGUUGAAACGAAUAAACGCCACGCCACUAGAGGUCGCUAUUCACUCACUGAAAAGGUACUUACUUUCUGGGCAUCUUCGUAGUUUUCUUGGCUUUCUUAGCAUCUCAGGAUAAUAAAGUAUCUAAAAUUAAAUUUAGACACUACUUGCAUGCCAGCAAACUAUCUGUAAGGGCUGAUAGAAGAGCUCCUGCUGAUGUUGAACCAUGUAUAAGUGUAAUGUUAUAGAAAAGUGACUUGACUAAAUAUUCAGAUUUUUGAGGAAUUGUUAUCUGUAAUAAAAGGCCAUAUGUUUAAAAAGCA
Molecule: messenger RNA, 1230 nt
Organism: Electrophorus electricus (electric eel)
Lineage: Eukaryota; Metazoa; Chordata; Actinopteri; Gymnotiformes; Gymnotidae
Gene: tmem141
Product: transmembrane protein 141
Source: RefSeq, a predicted model, not a curated record